AUGGUCAUGACCGACGAGACUGACCACAGUGGUGGGGUCAUCCUCGAUGGCCCCUUUGACCCGGAUGCACAAGCCACUGUGACGGAUUACAUCGACUACACAGAGUAUCUUCCUGCGGAUAUCAUUCGGUCUCUCACGUUGAUACACGGCCUGAACGACCGGUACCUUGACUCCGCCCAGGAUGUCCAUAGCUUAGCCCGGAGCUACGGCCAACUUCCGAAUCGCGUCUCUGAGGAACGACCAGGCCCCAUUGCGCUGCGAGAAGGUGUGUCGCGUCGCAUGGAUCGAGCGAUUAAUGCCCGCGAGUCUGCUUUCGCGGAGGCGUGCCGGUUGCACGAGGUCGUGGAUCGCCACUUCGACCGGUUGAGCUGCAUUCGACAGAAACUGGAAGCUCUGCCCAAGCCACCGUCAAGAGAGCCGACGCCGCUCCCAGAGCCUCCGUCAAAGCGGCGCAAGGACAAGAAGGAAGUUCCCGCUACCACGCGUAUUACACUCCGGUUGGACAAUCGUGGUGGGAAUGACAAAAGGAAAAAAUCGAGGUCGCGCCGUUCUGGCAUUGGUGCCGAACAUUUGACGGACUUUAAUCCGGAUUCACCUAUCGCUAGCACGGAGCAAGAUCGAAAUGGCAUCUCCUCCCAAGCCUACGAAACCCCCAAGAAGGAGAAGCCGCGCCGACCCAGCUCUGGAACAGGAGUCUCGGGCAGCAAUGCGCUUUCCCAAUUGAAGCCACCACCGGACGAUGCCAAGGUAGGCAGUGAACAUUUGCCAUGGUUGCGACUAACAGAAUGGGAGAUGACGAAGCUGCGCAAGAAAAUGAAGAAGAAUGCCGUGUGGCAGCCGAGCGAGGUGAUGAUUCAACGUGAAUUGGCACUUGCCGGUCGCGGCUGGGAAGCCUAUAAAACUGCGAAAGCGUUGGCUGAGCAGACUGGGUCGGAGUUUGUGGAUUGUGAUGAUAUAGAGACGACUCGCAAGGACGAGAUCGACAGGGUUAUAUCUGCUGGCCAACUUAGUAACCGUGGGAUGAAAUUGAAUGAAGCGAAGAAGCUGAAACGUGAAUUACAGGCACGGGAGGCGGCGGCUAAUGGUGAAGAGGGGGUGACUCCCAGCAAAGCCGUUGCUGGCACCAGCUCUCUCACUCCCAUGAGCCGAUCAUCACGGAAACGGAAGCGUGACGAGGCAGCGGCAGCGGCUGCCGCUGUCACGGAGCAACCUGGACUGAAUAUGCUCCCUACCCCAGUCGCCGCCGCGGCUCCCAUUGUGCCUGGAUCGAGUGACCCUGAGAGUCAACCCAAACAACUAACAGAGACGGAUGCUUUCAUUCAAAGUGACGUGACCUCUGCCUCCAAGCCACUUCGCAAGUCCAGUCGCGGAGGCACAACCACUGAUGCUGCAGACGUGGUCGAGACGGUGGAUCCCAUCAAGGUGGCGCCGGAAUCGCCUCCUGCCGGGAUAGACGCAGCUUCACAGGCUCAUUCGCCCGCUGGCUCGCGACGAUCGACCAGGUCUGUAGCGCAGUCGGCAGCUACACCCACUCCACCGGUGACACGGCCCUCUUCGAGACGCUCUGCAGCUGCCGCAUCAUCCAUUGAACAUGGAGGGUUCGGACCUUUUCCGUCGACCGGGGCCGCCGUUGGGCGAGAUCUCCGUGUGAAGAGUGCGACACCAGCUCGCAAGACUCCCGUUCGUGAAUCAUCUCGCGCUCCCAGCGUGCCGGGACCUAAUCGCAGACGGAAGCGGCCUGCACCGGGACCAGUCUCUUCUGGACAAGACGGAGGGGCGGCUGUUAGUUACGGCCGUCGCAAAGCAAAACCGGGGAAGAGACGCAUCAAUUUGAACAACUCACAGGACAUUCGGGUUGAUGAAGAUGGCGUCGUGGAAGAGAUUGAUGCCAACGAGCCGCGCUACUGUCUAUGUGGUGACGUGAGCUUUGGAACAAUGAUCUGUUGUGAAAACCAGGAUUGCGAAUAUGUCUGGUUCCAUCUGGAAUGCGUCGGACUUUCAGAGGUCCCCUCACGCACAGCCAAAUGGUACUGUCCAGAAUGUCGUGUCAAAUUCGACAAAGGUCCGGACGGAAUUGUCAAAGGCACUUCUCGUCGUUGA
Molecule: messenger RNA, 2100 nt
Organism: Penicillium diatomitis
Lineage: Eukaryota; Fungi; Ascomycota; Eurotiomycetes; Eurotiales; Aspergillaceae
Product: putative PHD finger domain protein
Exons: 3
Coding region: 1-2100 (699 amino acids)
Biological process (GO): regulation of DNA-templated transcription
Cellular component (GO): Rpd3L-Expanded complex; Rpd3L complex; nucleus
Source: RefSeq, a predicted model, not a curated record